Messenger RNA from Centrocercus urophasianus (Greater sage-grouse), 2400 nucleotides. It is a transcript of the gene NYX, whose product is annotated as nyctalopin. The transcript is spliced from 4 exons. Gene Ontology annotation, cellular component: extracellular matrix. Gene Ontology annotation, molecular function: protein binding. Lineage: Eukaryota; Metazoa; Chordata; Aves; Galliformes; Phasianidae. The record is from RefSeq and is a predicted model, not a curated record. The coding region runs from base 492 to 1913 and encodes 473 amino acids.
CCCAAAUGUGGCUGCUGGAGUGAAGCUUUCCUGCUGCAUCGAGCAUAAAUUCAUCAGGGGACGGACAUGUUCUUCCAUCUCCACUAAUCUCCCUCUGAUAUCGAGGAUUUUCCUGCCAUUAAAUGAUAGCUUGUGAGAAAAAAAAUGCCAACUUCCCAGAGGCAGAAUGCAGCUAAUGGCAUCCCUGUGAGCAGGAGGGAGAGCACAGCCACUGCCCAGCCAGCCAGGAGCACACUGUCAGCACAGCUGGAGAGAAGGAAAACCUGCAGGGUUGGCUGAGAAGGUGGAUGGUGGAAGGAAGGCACCCAGCAGGAACGUGUGGAGUGCUGGGGACCGUCAGAAGCCGUGUGCUACAGUAUCCUCUUCCUCAAUCUUCUUUGUAAAUAUAGACCUGGCAAUGGGAAAAUGAUGCAGGCAAACAAGACGGUGAAACCUAUCUCUGCUCUUCCUGUGUGCUUUUAGAUCCCCCAAGUUUGCUUGCCAGACCUGAAAUGCCACUAGCGAAUAAUCAAGUGAUUCUUUGGGUGCCCCAUGUCCACGCGGUGUGGGCCUGUGUGCGGUCCUGCCCUGCCAACUGUGUGUGCACCCAGGAACGGAGCUGCUCUGUCCUCUGUGACCGUGCUGGCCUGGGGCAGAUCCCCAGUGAAUUCCCCUGCGAAGCCUCCUCUAUUAACCUGGACAAAAACAGCAUCAAGUUCCUCUCUGAGAGGGCCUUUGGUACUUUGCCUUCCCUUAAAUCCCUGUCCCUCAACCACAACAAUAUCUCCUUCAUCACUCCGGGGGCUUUCAAAGGGCUGCCCAGCCUGACAGAGCUGAAGAUGGCCCACAACGAAUACAUCCGCUACCUGCACACACGGACAUUCACUGCUCUCCGGCGGCUGGUCAAAUUGGACCUGGCGGACUGCAACCUCUUCAAUAUCCCAGACAGGAUCUUCAUUGAGCUGCCCUCUUUGCAGGAGCUUUUCUGCUUCCAGAACAACUUCCGAAGGAUCCCAGGUGCCAUUAGGGGCAUGGAGAAUCUGACCCAUGUCUACCUGGAGAGAAACAGGAUCGAAGCGGUAGCCUACAACUCCCUGCAGGGGCUGACCAAGCUAAAAUACUUGAAUCUGCAAGACAACAGGAUAAAUGUUGUUCAUGAGCGAGCUUUUCAGGGCUGCCAAAAGAUGGAGUACCUGUACCUGAAUGACAAUUUGAUCAGCGAGCUUCCAGAAAAUUCCUUUGAUGGCCUGAGGUGCCUGAAAAUGCUCAACCUAGGGGGGAAUUUCCUCAGGAAUGUUUCCAACACUUGGUUCAGGGACCUGGUGGAGCUGGAGGUUCUCUAUCUGGACCGCAACAGGAUCAACUACAUUGAGGAGGGGGCUUUUGAGAACCUCACCAGCCUGGUCUCCUUGCACUUGAACAGCAAUAACCUGACGACCCUGCCCUUCUCUGUCUUCCAGCCUGUGUACUUCCUGGGACGGCUGUAUCUCUUCCGCAACCCCUGGGAGUGUGACUGCCGCAUCGAAUGGCUGAAGGAGUGGAUGGAGAACUACAGACUUGUCAGGGAUGUUCCCUGUGCCUCCCCGUCCUCUGUAGCUGGGAUUGACCUAACGGACGUGCUCUACGACAGAUCACCAGAAGGUUACUGUCUUGACCCUGUGGAGCUAAAUGUCACAUCUGACAGUCCGACCCCUAGCAGCGAGCCUUUCUCUACCACGGAGAGCAAGUUCAACAGCCUUAUUUCUAAACUCUUGCUUCAGAUGGGCCUUCCCGAAGAGGUGGCAAACACUACUGAAGUCUUCAGUAACGCUACACAACUGGAUGGACUCACUGGUGGGGUUACUUCUGGCACAAGGGAAGACAGCAGCAAAGCCAUCUCCUUCUCUUUCCACCUCCCAACACUUCUUACAGUGGUUAUUUUCCAGAGCAAGUAGUGCAAAGGCUGCCUGAAGCAUGCGUCCUGCUGGAGCAUUUAGUCUUUGUCCCUUCCUUGCACUGCCCAGGGUUGCUACAAAACUUUGCAGGCCCUUUUAAACAGGAGGAUGGUACCUGGGGAGGGUCUGGGGUGAGCGUGGCAUUUUGGGUGUGAUGUUAGAUAAGGAUUUUGUUCUUCUCCCUGCAAUCCUGAGACAUCUGCAGGAAAACCAGAGACACCCAUUUUUGUCAAAGCAGUCUUCUCCCAGGAAAAGCUUUCAACACAGCGGUUCACUCCUCAAUGUCUGUUUCAAAAGCUCGAUUCAUUUUUCAAUGAAGAUAUUGUUUCAAGGAAUAUGCUGUUUUUAUUUAUAGGUUGUUUCAUGUCCGGAUAGCAGGAGUGGAAUAUGGCAAUGACAAAUGUAGACAGGCUGUACUGUACUGUUUUGUAUUUCUAUCACUCAUUAAUAUUUAUCACACAAUACUUAUCAUACAUAACCUAUCAUA